Cynara cardunculus var. scolymus (artichoke) is the source of this 2755-nucleotide messenger RNA. Its product is annotated as chloroplastic group IIA intron splicing facilitator CRS1, chloroplastic. The record is from RefSeq and is a predicted model, not a curated record. Lineage: Eukaryota; Viridiplantae; Streptophyta; Magnoliopsida; Asterales; Asteraceae. Gene Ontology annotation, molecular function: mRNA binding. Gene Ontology annotation, biological process: RNA splicing, via transesterification reactions. The transcript is spliced from 8 exons. The coding region runs from base 1 to 2337 and encodes 778 amino acids.
AUGGCACCUCCUUGCACUUGGGAUAAAAAUUUUCAUCCAAAUUCAAGCUCGAAGCACCUGUUUUCGGCUGACAGUUUUGGUACCAUCACAGUGUCAGCUACCAUGUUUCUCUCUCCCACCAUGCUCUCAAAUGCUUUGAACCUCCCCAAAAAGAUUCACUCCUCAAAUCCACAAAUUCAUCACAGUUCGUUAUCUGUUCCCACCCCUGAAAUCCAUGACAAAAAACAUGAAUUUAACCCAAACCCUUCAAAUUCAGCCACUAAAACAGCCCCAUGGAUGAAGGGUCCUCUUGUUCUUGAACCCAAUCAAGUUGUGGACUUCUCAAAACCUAAGCACAGGAACAAGUCUUCUGAUAACAAAGACGAAAAAUCAUUGACCCAUAAAGUUAGCGGAGGAAGAGGCAAGCACGCAAUGAAGAAAAUCUUGUACAGUAUAGAUAAUCUUGAACAAGAAAGUCAAGAAUUAAGGGAUACCCAGAAUAAUUUACAACAAAUCGAGUUUGAUUUGUCAUUGGGGAAGUUAGAUGAGGAUAGUGAUGGCGGAGAUAAGAGAUGGUUUCGCCGGAAACUGCCGUGGGAAAGGGAGGAAAGGAUGGUGUUUAGAAGGAUGAAGAAGGAGAAAGUGACGACUGCUGCUGAGUUGAGCCUUGAUGUGAGGCUGCUUGAAAGAUUGAGAGGCGAGGCUAGGAAGAUGAGAAAUUGGGUGAAGGUUAAGAAAGUAGGAGUAAAUGAAGGUGUUGUUGAACAAAUUAGGUUGAUUUGGAAUACUGAUGAGCUUGCUAUGCUCAAAUUUGAUAUGCCUUUGUGUCGAAAUAUGGAUAGAGCUCGCGAAAUCGUGGAGAUUAAGACAGGAGGCUUUGUGGUAUGGAGUAAGAAGGAUACUCUUGCUAUCUAUAGAGGAUGCAAUCAUAAAGAAAUGCACACCAGUUUUGAUGGUGGUCAAGAGCUUAAUUCUUGCAAAACUAGUUAUCUGGGCGGCGUUCCUUUUUUGCGUGAUAAAUUUGGUAUGGACUCCACAUAUCAAAUGGUUGCUGGGAAUGAUGGUAAAGAGGAGACGAUGGUGGUUCAAGGGUCACUUUACGAAAGGGAAGCUGAUAGAUUAUUGGAUGGAUUGGGACCUCGGUUUGUUGAUUGGUGGAUGCCAAAGCCAUUGCCCAUUGAUGCAGACAUGCUUCCAGAAUUGGUUCCUGGAUACAAGCCUCCAUCAAGGCGUUGCCCAAUGAAUGCUAGAUCUAAGCUAACAGACGAUGAGUUAACGCACUUGAGGAGGCUUGCUUACCCUUUACCUACCCAUUUUGUCCUUGGGAGAAACCGAAACCUCCAAGGCUUGGCUGCAGCCAUCUUAAAACUGUGGGAGAAAUGUCACAUUGCAAAGAUCGCUGUGAAAUGGGGCAUUCCCAACACAAGAAAUGAGCAGAUGGCUUCGGAGCUGAAAGUUCUCACUGGCGGAGUGUUAUUACUACGUAAUAAAUUCUAUAUAAUACUAUACAGAGGCAAGGAUUUCCUUCCUCCUGGUGUUGCAGACCUAGUUGCUGACAGAGAAAUCGCGCUGAAAAGUUUCCAGCUUCAAGAAGAAGCAGCACGCACUCACACAAUUGAAACCUUUCACUACAUCGAUGAACCAUUAUCAGAUUCUAGCACCGUUGGUACAUUACAAGAAUUUCAGAGUAUUCAGUCAAAACAUCAAGGAUUCAAGCCUAGAACUAGUGAAGCUGAAGUUCAAGUAGAAACCGAAAAGUUAAAAUUAGAAAAAGAAAUACGGAAUCAAGAGCGCAAGUAUUUCAUUCUUAAGAUGAAGAUAGAUAAGGUGUCGAAAGAGUUGGAGAAGUUAAACUCUUCAUGGGAGCCCAUUGAGCCGAAUGAGGACCGAGAGAUCAUAACAAGUGAAGAGAGAGAGUGUUUGCGAAAGAUGGGGUUGAAGAUGGAUAGCACAUUAGUACUUGGACGACGGGGCGUCUUUGAUGGUGUAAUAGAAGGUUUGCAUCAACACUGGAAGCAUAGGGAAAUAGUGAAAGUGAUCACAAUGCAAAGGGCGUUUUCGAGGAUCUUGUACACUGCACAAAGUCUUGAAGCCGAAAGUGGUGGGAUACUUGUUUCCAUAGAGAAGCUGAAACUCGGGUAUGCUAUAAUUAUGUAUCGUGGGAAGAACUAUAAACGCCCUUUAAAGUUUUCAAGAAACCUCCUUAGUAAAAGAGAAGCGUUACGCAAGUCUUUGGAGAUGCAAAGAAUUGGGUCAUUGAAGUUUUUUGCAAACAUGAGGCAGCAGGCAAUCUAUGAACUGAAGUGCAAAUUGGACGUUUUGAAGCACAGAGACAUGAAUGAAGAAAUGGCGAGAUAAUUCUGUUGGUGGAAGUCUCCGACACAGCUGGUUCUGUGCAUGCUGAGUGGUGGGCAUGGCUAUUCAUCUCCUAGUUCUACUUCGCUUGUAGAUCCAAUAUCGGCAGAUUGAUAUCUGCCAGAUAGCAACCCGUGUCGGCAUAACUGAACAGGCAGACAGAUUCAUGGAGAUGGAAAGCUCGAGAGUAAACAAUGGAGUAGGCCAGGGUCGUCGAUCUGAGCAGAUAAAAACCUGCAGGUCUUCUUCCAUGGUUUUCCCGAGCAGAGAGGGUAGAUACUGAAUGAUUAAGAGAAUCUGUAUAAUUUUUAAAAUGAAUAAUUGGUUCAAUAGACAAUCUUAUGAUUGUUUGAUAAGCAUUAUGUAUUACUAGAUUACCGUGUAAAUGUAUCACUUUGCAUAUAUAGAUUACAACAAUUGC